AUGGAGUCUUACAACAGAUCUCGUGUUAGAAAAAAUCAUGAUGGUGAUGGAUGGAAUGAAGACACAGUCUAUGCACUUGGUUACUUCAGAAGUUUGGCAAGUGCAUUGGGAUUUUGGCCGACGAAUAAUCGUCUAUGGUCGGGAAUUAGAAUUGGACUAAUUACUAUCAUUCAGUUACCUUUGGCUGUCAUUUUUAUAAUAAAUAUUUUAACAUAUGAAAAUUGUGGUUCUGUGUCUGAUAACGUUGGUGCCUUGAGUUUGAUAGUGACAGCUCCAUUGGCAAUAUUUAAAGUAGUAAUGCCUUGGGUCCAACGUGAUAAUCUUGAUAUUAUUGUUAAAUCAGCUGUCAACGAUUGGUCAGAAAUAAUUGACAAUUCAUCUAAAAAAAUUAUGAUGAAAUAUGCUAAAAUUGGAAGAAAUGUACUAAUUAUUGAGUUGGUUGGUGCAUACAUGACAGUGAUACCUGGUAUUAUUGCUAAAUAUCCAUCUGAUGUUGAAUUCUUAUCAAGAAAUGUAAAUGAUACAACUUUACCGUUAAUUAGAAACAUACCAAUUGGUCCAUCAUGUUGGGUGUCACUUGUAAUACCACACUAUCAAUAUUUAAUUUAUUAUAUUUAUGUUACAAUUCAUAUAUUAGUAUUAGCUGGUGCAUAUGUUGGUGGUGAUAUAUUUAUUUUUGGCAUUGCCAUGCACGUCUGUGGACAAUUUGAAAAUUUACAUAAUAGU
This is a messenger RNA of Aphidius gifuensis, 726 nucleotides long. RefSeq lists its product as uncharacterized. NCBI's taxonomy places the organism in Eukaryota, Metazoa, Arthropoda, Insecta, Hymenoptera, Braconidae. The record is from RefSeq and is a predicted model, not a curated record. Gene Ontology annotation, biological process: detection of chemical stimulus involved in sensory perception of smell; sensory perception of smell. Gene Ontology annotation, cellular component: plasma membrane. The annotation marks the transcript as partial. The transcript is spliced from 2 exons. Gene Ontology annotation, molecular function: olfactory receptor activity; odorant binding.